GCUCUGGUCGGGUGUAUUUGGCGACCCGUAUUGUAGAAAUUCAUAGGCUUAAUUCUUAACCCAAAAACCCUAGACCGUGGACGACGGCUCUCAAUUCUGAUCGUCACACCGUCGUCAAUUCACAUUUCAUUGCUCUGGCGUUUCUUAAAAGGAACUCGAAGAAAGAUACACACACAUAAAGAACAAUAGGCGAUGGCAAACGAGCGUCAGAGAAAAGCCAAAAAGCGGUUCAGGGAAGCUCAUCCGGAGCUUUUCCCUGAUCCAGAACCAGCACCCUCAAACCCGGAUAAGAAGAAGAAGAAGAAAGGGAGCAAAUUAAAGCGCAAAAGACCUGACUCAGAAGACGCAUCGAACCAGAAAAGGUCAAGAGAUAAAAAGCAUCCCCUUAGAGUCCCCGGAAUGAAACCUGGUGAAAGCUGCUUCAUUUGUAGAGGUAUUGACCACAUAGCAAAAGAUUGCCCCGAAAAGGCUUCGUGGGAGAGAAACAAGAUAUGCUUGUUGUGUAGGAGACGUGGCCACAGUCUCAAGAACUGUCCUAACAAAAGUGAUGACGCUAUGGAUAAGAAAUUGUGUUAUAAUUGUGGCAAAACUGGGCAUUCUUUGGAAAGGUGUUCUGAACCAUUGCAGGAAGGUGGAACAAAGUAUGCCAGUUGCUUUAUUUGCAAAGGGCUCGGGCACUUGAGCAAGGAUUGCCCUAAAAAUGCUCACGGGAUCUACUGGAAGGGUGGUAGUUGCAACACUUGUGGUGGUAUUACACAUUUGGCCAAAGAUUGUCCCAACAAGGGUAGCACAACUUCCAAUGCAACCCAUGGUUCGAAUAAAAGAUUUAAAAUAGAAGAUGUACCUACAGGGCAAGUCACAAAAUUAACCAGUGGAGAUGAUCUAGACGAUGACUUCAUGGUAGGCGAAUCCAAGGAAGACAACAUUGCCAAAUUGAAAAAGAAACAUCAGGGACCUAAAGUUGUCAAUUUUGUAGGUUGAAAUAUUGAAUCAUUUGUGACUGAAAAAAUAUGAGUGUAAUAUCCUCCUAACUUCCAAUUUUGAAAUAUUAUUUCUUCUCUUAAUCUGUGACUGUUACUAGCCUGCUCCUAUGUUGGUAUACUUUGUACCCUUUCAUUCUUUCAGGUGACUCCUGUUUUGAUCUCCAGACAAGACUUCCUUUAGUAGAAUUAUCUUAUAUACACCUGUUGGACUA
Molecule: messenger RNA, 1195 nt
Organism: Cuscuta epithymum
Lineage: Eukaryota; Viridiplantae; Streptophyta; Magnoliopsida; Solanales; Convolvulaceae
Source: the annotation of a GenBank genome assembly